This is a messenger RNA of Macadamia integrifolia, 1289 nucleotides long. Its product is annotated as transcription factor MYB36-like. The coding region runs from base 125 to 958 and encodes 277 amino acids. The record is from RefSeq and is a predicted model, not a curated record. The transcript has 3 exons. Lineage: Eukaryota; Viridiplantae; Streptophyta; Magnoliopsida; Proteales; Proteaceae.
CUGUAUCAUCUUUAAAAGCUGCAACCAAGCAAAUUAGUUUUUGCUUCUCAACCCCAAAAAACAUCCUUUCCAAGUCUCUGUAAAUCAUCUCUUGUGUCAAGACUGGGUAAUAGUGAGUGUGGCCAUGGGGAGAGCUCCUUGCUGUGACAAAGCUAAUGUGAAAAGAGGGCCAUGGUCCCCUGAAGAAGACACAGCUCUCAAGAACUACCUAGAGAGAUAUGGCACUGGUGGUAACUGGAUUGCUUUACCUCGCAAAGCAGGAAUCAAACGUUGUGGGAAAAGCUGCCGUUUAAGAUGGCUUAACUAUCUCAGACCAGAUAUCAAGCAUGGAGGUUUUACUGAAGAAGAAGACAACAUAAUCUGUACCCUCUACAAUAAUAUAGGGAGCAGGUGGUCUGUCAUUGCUUCUCAUCUUCCAGGAAGAACUGAUAAUGAUGUGAAGAAUUACUGGAAUACAAAGCUGAAGAAGAAACUAAUGGCAGGAAAUAAUGGUCUCCCAAGCAAUAAUACUACUAAUUCUUCUGCUUUAACUAAAGUUCAGACCAACAAGAAUGGUUUUUCAACUAGUUUCAACACAAGCUACACACCACUGCCAUUCUCCAAUGAAGUUGGGUUUGGACAAAAAUUGGACUCUCAAACUCUGGUUUCAGACCCAAGUCAUUUCUUUCCUGAAUUUGGAACAAGCACAAGUAACAGUUACAGUGUCUCAUCAUCUCAAGAUGUUUCAUCAGGUCUCUCAUCAGUUGCUGCUGCUCCUUCUUCUUCUCUUCCCAUGGAUAACAGCUUAUUUUCGUGGCCCGGAAACGGCAACGGAGGAGAAGAAGAAGAUGGGUUCUUCAAGGAUUUUGGAUUUAGCCUUGCUCAUGAUGUGUUCAGUGGCUUUGGCUUUGGCUUUCAGGGGAAGAUCAGUCAUGAAGUUGCUCCAAGCUUAACUAACCCUCCUUACACUACUUUGUAAAGUUGCAUUCUAAUAGUUCAAAUAUCUCCCAACAGGAAAUUAAGAGAGAGAGAGAGAGAGAGAGAGUAACUUCUAGUUUAGAUUAUGUUUUUCUUGAUCAAGAUGAUAGUUGAUCAAGAUGAUGGGGGAAGGAAGAAAAUUAUAGGUUCCAUGUAAAUGAAAAAUUUCAAGUAAGGGGAACUAUAGUAGUAUUAUUCCAAUUUUUUUUUUUUUUUUCUUACUAAACUUUCAUAGAACAUGUCAGUAGUUGUCUUUGAUUCUGUUUUUGUUUUUAAGAUGAAAUGUUCAUGAAUGUGAAGGGAUGUCUUCAGCAAGACUGUUUGUUUCUGUC